AUGAUAUUUCAUCCUUUUCAUUUAGUAGAAAAAAGACCAUGACCUUUAUCAAGAUCAAUUGCAGCAUUUGCUUUAACAUUAGGAUUCAUUAGAUAUUUCCAUAAUUUAGAUUUUUUCUUGCUUACAAUAGCUUAUAUUAUAAUUGUAAUAUCUGCUUUUCAAUGAUGACGUGAUAUUUCCCGAGAAGCUUCUUUUCAAGGAUUUCAUACAAAAUGAGUUUUAAAAGGUUUAAAAUUAGGAAUAAUUUUAUUUAUUUUAUCUGAAAUUUUCUUUUUCAUUUCNUUUUUUUGAUCAUUUUUUCAUAGAAGUCUUUCACCAAACAUUGAAAUUGGUAGUUUAUGACCUCCUAAAAAUAUUAACCCAUUUAAUCCUUUUGAAAUUCCUCUAUUAAACUCAACAAUUUUAAUUUCAUCAGGAAUUACUGUUACAUGAAGUCAUCAUGCUAUUAUAAAUAAAAAUUACAUUUCUGCUUUAAAUUCAUUAAAAAUUACAAUUUUAUUAGGAAUUUUAUUUACUAUAUUUCAAGUUUUUGAAUAUUUCCAAGCUCCAUUUUCUAUUUCUGAUAGAGUUUUUGGUUCUACAUUUUUUAUAACUACAGGAUUUCAUGGUUUUCAUGUAUUAAUUGGUUCAAUUUUUCUUAUUGUUUCUUAUUAUCGAACUAAAAACCAAUUAAUUUCAUCUAAUCAUUUNUUUGGAUUUGAAGCAUCAGCAUGAUAUUGACAUUUUGUAGAUGUUGUAUGAUUAUUUUUAUUUACAUUUAUAUAUUGAUGAGUUUAUU
Dermacentor andersoni is the source of this 778-nucleotide messenger RNA. Lineage: Eukaryota; Metazoa; Arthropoda; Arachnida; Ixodida; Ixodidae. The record is from the annotation of a RefSeq genome assembly.